AUGGCGCAGCGCGAAAAGGGCGGCCGCGUCGUGUUCAUCGGCAACAUUCCAUAUGGAGUCAGCGAGGAGCAGAUCAUGGACAUCUUCGGGCGCACCGGUCAAGUCGUGGGAUUCCGCCUGGUGUAUGACAAGGAGACGGGUCAGCCCAAGGGGUUUGGCUUCCUCGAGUACAGCGACACCGACUCGGCCGCGUCCGCCGUUCGCAACCUGAACGAUCACGAGAUUCAAGGACGGACUUUGCGCGUCGAUUACAGCAACGACAACCGCGGCACGAGCAAUCAAAACCAGAAUCAGCCGGGAGAGAGCAAUCGGGUACCACUGCCGCCUUCCCACUUCAUGAACGCAGGGCCCCCGCCGCCCGUGUCCGCCCUGCCUCCGCUCCCGCCAGGCGCCGAGCUACCACCUGGCGUAACUGCCGUCGAUGCUAUCAGCCGUACAUUGCAAGCGAUGCCCACGCCGCAACUGCUCGACUUCAUCAGUCAGCUCAAGGGUCUGACAGCCACCAACCCCGCACAGGCCAAUGCCCUGCUCCAGUCCGCACCUCAGCUGGGAUACGCCGUCUUCCAGGCUAUGCUGCUCCUCGGUCUGGUCGACCCAAACAUUGUUGGCCAGUUGAUUGAGAGCUUGCCUCCGCMCGCGCAAGCCCCUCCACCACAAGCACCACCACAGCAGCCACCCUUGCAGCAAUACCCGCAGCCACCAAUGGGCUACCCUCCACAGCAAUACCAACCACCUCCACAGCAGUAUGCCCCGUAUGCCCAGCCGCCCCCACAGCAACAGUACGCGCAGACAACUCCCGUGCAGCAGAACCCAUACCAGGCACCACCUCAGCAGCAAGCACCACCACCUGCCGUGGAUCCCGGCGAGGCCGCACGCCUGCGCGCACAGGUCAUGGCGCUCACUCAAGAUCAGAUCAAUGGUCUUCCCGCCGAGGCUCGUCAGCAGAUCAUGAACUUGCGUCAGUCCUACGGUUUGCAGGGUUAG
Molecule: messenger RNA, 984 nt
Organism: Ramularia collo-cygni
Lineage: Eukaryota; Fungi; Ascomycota; Dothideomycetes; Mycosphaerellales; Mycosphaerellaceae
Product: related to cleavage stimulation factor 64K chain
Exons: 1
Coding region: 1-984 (327 amino acids)
Biological process (GO): mRNA 3'-end processing
Cellular component (GO): mRNA cleavage and polyadenylation specificity factor complex
Molecular function (GO): mRNA binding
Source: RefSeq, a predicted model, not a curated record